Messenger RNA from Trametes versicolor FP-101664 SS1, 459 nucleotides. RefSeq lists its product as uncharacterized. The record is from RefSeq and is a predicted model, not a curated record. Lineage: Eukaryota; Fungi; Basidiomycota; Agaricomycetes; Polyporales; Polyporaceae. The annotation marks the transcript as partial. The transcript has 2 exons.
ACAGCCGAGAAUAUGCUCUAUCCGGAGGUUUGUGUCUGCACAAACCCGCACUGCAAUCACCAUGGUCAGCUGCUUCGCAUGUGGGAUCUGCCUACUCGUGUACAAGUGUUCACCCUCACAAAGGGCGCAUAUGACACUUACAGCGUCCAAUUAACUUGCAAAGGAUGCCACUUGAUAUACUAUCCAAACUAUGUGGUCAUCGGGAGUGUUUGUCAAUACUACAUUGGCAUUCCUGACUUCAUACAAGUAUCAGGCCAUAAGUACAUUGCCCGCGACAUGCUCGAACACUUUACGACCCUCUCUGUGCUGUCCUGGAACUUGUCUACCAACACCGCCCACAUCUACCAUGAAUCCAUGUCCCGGCUGAACGAAGACUCACAGAAGGAACCCCGUUUCCAUCUCCGUCCGUGUCACACCUCUGACGGCUUCUAUAUCCUUGCACUUCUGCACAACGCUUAG